Messenger RNA from Cuscuta campestris, 1444 nucleotides. Lineage: Eukaryota; Viridiplantae; Streptophyta; Magnoliopsida; Solanales; Convolvulaceae. The record is from the annotation of a GenBank genome assembly.
CUAAUCGAUUAAUUCGACUUAUUUAAUCGAUUUUUAUUCGAUUUCCACUCUCUUAAAAUCAGCCAGUCUUCGUCUUCUUCGCCAUUCUCUUUUUACAGAACCAGAGAUCGGCGAAACCCUAGCCCCCUCCUUCGAUCUCCUCUGUGAUUUCCUCAACAAUCUCUUCAAUCUUUCUCACCAAAAUUCAUCAAAUUCAAAGAGGAAGGAUGCCCAGGUGCAAGAACCCCACCUCGCGUCAAGAAUCGGCGGCGGAAGAAGGUGAGCGUCCUUGGCGCCGAGAAGGAAGCAAAUACAUCCACAUUCAAACCGGGAUUGUCUUCAGAACGGGAGCAUCAGUAGAGAGGUUCCAAAACAACUUUCUCACGAGGGAGAUCGUCUCACCUAAGAUUGUGGACAAGGACCUCUUCAAAUCGGAGACCUAUGCCCCGAGUAAGUCCCUUUUCGCUCAGCAAGGCUUGCUUCGUUUCAUUUACUUGACGUAUGAAUUCAUUUGUCCAAACUUUAUACGUCAAUUUUAUGCUAAUCUUCGUACAACUAAGGGAGACUCGCCAUCUCUCGUCUCCUAUGUUAACGGCAAAAACAUUGAAAUUGAUAGUGCCGGUUUGACCUCUCUUUUUGGCCUUCGGCGAGGUGAAAUUACCGAAAACUUGGAUGAAACAUUCCAAGAUGAGGCAAUUUGGCGACAACUCGGGUUAGAUUCUCAUGACCUCAAAUUUAGAAACUCUAGCAACCCGAGUGUCAUCAACCUCACUUUGAUUCAACGCGUUCAACAAUACAUCUUCUCUUAUGUUUUGUUGCCCCGUGAUUCGAACCAUGGCGUUGUCAACAAGGACGAUAUUCGUUUGUUUCACGUCCUGUUGAACAAUGUCAAAUUUGAUUGGAAGACUUGCUUCAUCACGGAAGCCAAGUUUUCCCGGAUCGUGUACCCUGAGGAGGGCGAUGCUGCACCAAAUCUGGACCUGGUAGUCGCAGACGAAGAAGAGAGCCAAAACGAGACUCAAGCCGAGUCAUCUCGUGCCGGAGGAAGUCGAGCCACGGAGCGCGUCACUCGUCAACGCAGGACUCGUCCAAGAGAAGAAGCACCGAAAUCAUCUUGGGUGAAGAGGAUCUUCGAUACUCUCACGUGCAUCCGAGAUGACGUUCGCCAGCUCAACGAGAGGAUGACUCAUUUUGAGCAAUCCCGCUCCUACCGUGGCCCGCAUCACAGCUUUAGCAGAGGAGCUCGUCCAGCGAACUCUCUUUGAUUAUAUUCCUUCUGUCCUAACUUAUUAUGAUACAUUGUUAUUUGCUAUUGUUGUUGUUAUGACUCUUUUGGUGGAUGAUGAUGUUGCUAAUUAUGUAUUUGAUUGUUGGUUUGGCAAUAUGGUUCUCUUUUAGAACAUAUUGUCCCUUUGUGGCAAUUCUUGUUGGAAGUUCUCUUUUUUAAGAAAACUCUUGCAAAUUU